AUGCCGAGUCCCAACGUGAUUGUGCUGUACGUAUUGCACUUGCACCAGCUGACAUACAGAGAUAAUGGCACAGGGUACACCAAGAUGGGCUUUGCAGGGAAUGCCGAGCCGAGCUUUGUGUUCCCCACGGCAAUUGCAACGCCCGUCUCUGGCAGCAGCGGCGGUGCACGGCCUGCUGUACCAUCAAAGCCCGGAGGCUUAUCGAAUUCCUCGCUUGCGUCGAAGCGCGGGAUUGAGGAUUUGGACUUUCAUAUCGGUUACGAAGCAUACGCCAACGCAAAAACCUACCAAGUGCACCAGCCCAUCCGCCAUGGGAUUGUCGAGGACUGGGAUCUCAUGGAGCGUUUUUGGGAGCAGUGCAUUUUCAAGUACUUGCGUGCAGAGCCUGAAGAAAAUUACUUUAUGCUGACCGAGCCGCCGCUGAACCCACCGGAAAACAGGGAAGCAACUGCGGAGAUCAUGUUUGAGUCGUUUAACAUCAAAGGCCUUUACAUUGCCGUCCAGGCUGUUUUGGCACUUGCAGCGAGCUGGACAAGCAACAAGGUGAGCGAUCGCACAUUGACCGGCACGGUGAUUGAUAGCGGCGAUGGCGUCACGCACGUUAUUCCUGUCGCAGAAGGCUACGUGAUCGGAAGUGCCAUCAAGCACAUUCCUUUGGCCGGCCGAGAUAUCACCUACUUUGUGCAGCAAUUGCUGCGUGAGCGGGGCGAGUCUGCCAACAUUCCCGCUGAGGAUAGCCGCUUGGUCGCGGAGCGGAUCAAGGAAGAUUACAGUUAUGUGUGCCAGGACAUUGUCCGCGAGUUCCGUCGCUUUGACGAGGAUCCGUACAAGUACUUUGCACGCUACGACGGCGAGCAUUCCGUCACUGGCCGAAAGUACUCGGUCGACAUCGGCUACGAGCGCUUCCUCGCCCCAGAGGUCUUCUUUAACCCCGAGAUCGUCAGCUCCGAUUUCCUCACGCCGUUGCCUGAAGUGGUCGAUAAUGUGAUCCAGCAAAGUCCUAUUGAUGUCCGCCGUGGUUUGUAUAAAAAUAUUGUGCUUUCGGGCGGGUCGACCAUGUUCCAGCACUUUGGCCAGCGCCUGAAAAAAGACCUGAACACCAUCGUGGGCGAGCGCCUCGCGGCGUCCGAGGCAGCUAGCGGUAACUUGGCCCGCAGCUCGGGCGUCGACGUGAAUGUGAUAUCGCACAAGCAGCAACGGUACGCAGUUUGGUACGGCGGCUCCCUCCUGGGUUCGCUCCCCGACUUUUACUCUUUCUGCUACGACAAGCGCGACUAUGAAGAGCAUGGACCGAGUAUCGUGCGCAAGUUUAGUGUGUUUGGUGGCGUGUAG
Messenger RNA from Malassezia vespertilionis, 1332 nucleotides. It is a transcript of the gene ARP3, whose product is annotated as Arp2/3 complex subunit, actin nucleation center. The record is from RefSeq and is a predicted model, not a curated record. Gene Ontology annotation, cellular component: Arp2/3 protein complex; actin cortical patch. The transcript is spliced from 2 exons. The coding region runs from base 1 to 1332 and encodes 443 amino acids. Gene Ontology annotation, molecular function: actin filament binding. Gene Ontology annotation, biological process: Arp2/3 complex-mediated actin nucleation. NCBI's taxonomy places the organism in Eukaryota, Fungi, Basidiomycota, Malasseziomycetes, Malasseziales, Malasseziaceae.